GCCGCCCGCGCUGCUCGGGCCGGAGUCGAGCGGAGCCGGGGGCCCCUCCGGCCCCGCUGCGCUCCGGGGCACCCGCGUCGGGGCCGGGGCGGCGGCGGGACCGGCCGUCGGGGGAGGGCUGCCCGCCCCGAGGGCUCGGCGGCGUCCCGGGCGCGUGUGACAGGUCCUGCCCUGGGAGGGGAGCACUCCCUCCUCCCCUGCGCGCCCUGGUCACCGGAGCGCCCGAGGCAGCCCUGGCUGGAAGUUGGGGAGCUCUGCCGUGUCCCCUUUGCAGAACAGCGCGACACGCUGCCCUGCGCUGCCACUUGCCAGGGCUCUGACUGGAGUGAGGUUCUUCGUUAUGUGUCUCGGGUUUAGGGUUUGUCCCUUAGGACGGCGUGGCUUCUGGUUCUGCCCGGGUUCAGCUGCUGCCGCUCACACAAGAGCCGGCUCGGAGAGUAUCUCUACUGUCACAAAAGCAACUCGGGAUCCGGGGAUUUCUUUCUCCGGCUGGGGAUUUGCCUCGUAGGCGGACGUUAUUUGAUUCUUCCCUCUCUCAAUCAACAAAUGAUCAGAUGAAGCUACAGAUGACAUGACCAAAGUCAAAACAAUGCAUGAACUGAUGAGAAAUAGCAUGGAGAACAUUAACUGCCUAGUUGCUGGAUAUCCUAAGCACAACCUCACUACCAAAAGAGACCCUGAUGUUAUAUGAUCAUGGAACAGAGUUCGCAAGAAUGGAAAAUCAAAGGAGCUCACUAGUUGCAUCUCAUAAAUAAAAAUUUCCAAGAUUUAGCUGAAUCAACAAAUUAUUCCAGCCAUGGGAGAAAAUGCAAGUUUUUGGGAAAGUUUGAUAUAUGCACAUCCUACGUGUACCACCUGGAAGCAAGAGGCAGAGGGAUCUAUCUACCACCUAGCCAGUAUUCUCUUUGUUGUGGGCUUCAUGGGUGGAAGUGGAUUCUUUGGGCUUCUCUAUGUCUUCAGCCUGCUUGGAUUGGGCUUUCUCUGCUCUUCUGUUUGGGCUUGGCUGGAUAUCUGUGCUGCUGAUAUAUUCUCCUGGAAUUUUAUACUGUUUGCUAUAUGCUUCGUCCAGUUCAUUUAUGUUACCUACCAAGUUCGGAGUGUUGCCUUUGACAGAGAAUUCCAGGAACUCUACAGUGCUCUGUUCCAGCCUCUGGGAAUUUCCUUGACUGUGUACAGGAAGAUCGUCUUGUGCUGUGAUGCAGAAGUGAUUACCCUGGAGAAGGAACACUGUUAUGCCAUGCAGGGCAAAACACCUAUUGAUAAACUGUCCUUGCUUGUAUCAGGCAGGAUCAGAGUAACAGUUGAUGGGGAGUUUCUGCAUUAUAUUUUUCCUCUCCAAUUUCUGGAUUCUCCUGAAUGGGAUUCACUGAGGCCCACAGAAGAGGGAAUUUUCCAGGUAACACUUACAGCAGAGACAGAUUGUCGGUAUGUGGCCUGGAGGAGAAAGAAGCUCUAUCUGCUGUUUGCUAAACACCGUUUCAUCUCCCGCCUGUUCUCAAUUUUAAUUGGGAGCGACAUUGCUGAAAAACUGUAUGCCUUGAAUGACAGGGUGCACGUGGGGCAAGGCUUUAGAUAUGACAUUCGGUUACCAAACUUCUAUCAUGUUGCACUGCCAGAGACCCCUCCAGUGCAGGUCUCUCCCCACCACCUACAGCGAGGCUCCCCACGCCGCAAGCCCUCAGGGGUUACAAACUGCAGCUACUUCCUCUCACCGCCCUAGGAAGGAACAUUCUGCUGCAGCCAUUCCUCAAAGUGAUGAAAGAAAAUGCAAAGUGGCAAAGCAGAAGAGCAGAAGCAGAUCAAGACCCAGUCAAGCCAGAUUUGACUGACAAGUGCCAUUUACGUUUAUUGGCGUAGCUUGAAUUUUCUCCCUCUCAAGCCAGCAGAAAGGUCAUGUCCUCUCAGAUGAUAUUCUGAAGCAGAUCUUCCUACUGAGGGGAAUGGAGUACUUCUUAAGAAGGAAUUAUACAUUCAGGACUAUGCUCUGUUUCUCACUGGAUCUCCAUUUUCUUGUUCAGUUACAGCUUUUCAAAAGCAUAGUGUCCUUUCAGUAUAUAUGUUCAUUAUUUAAAGAAUUAAUGAGUAAGUACGAGUAGAAAAAAAUACAAUAAAUACUGAUACAUAAAACAUUUUAUAUUGGUUUUUAUUUUACAAAUUAUUAGUACCUUUUUGUUUACCAUUUUUGUUGCCAUUUUAGGUCUGAAACUGCUUUAUACAGUGGUAUAUGUACUUAAGCUACAUGCAAAAGCAAUAAUCUUAAAUAUAUGUAUGUUUAUUGCAGUCUGUAUCCCUGUUUUUAACCCUAUAUAAUAGGGUUUUGUUUGUUGCUUUUUUCUUUACAGAAUGAAAAAGUAUAAUAAACAUUACUCAGAA
Pseudopipra pipra is the source of this 2373-nucleotide messenger RNA. It is a transcript of the gene POPDC3, whose product is annotated as popeye domain containing 3. The transcript is spliced from 5 exons. Bases 797 to 1720 code for a protein of 307 amino acids. Lineage: Eukaryota; Metazoa; Chordata; Aves; Passeriformes; Pipridae. Gene Ontology annotation, cellular component: sarcolemma. Gene Ontology annotation, molecular function: cAMP binding. The record is from RefSeq and is a predicted model, not a curated record. Gene Ontology annotation, biological process: skeletal muscle tissue development; heart development; striated muscle cell differentiation.